This is a messenger RNA of Auanema sp. JU1783, 1233 nucleotides long. Lineage: Eukaryota; Metazoa; Nematoda; Chromadorea; Rhabditida; Rhabditidae. The record is from the annotation of a GenBank genome assembly.
AUGGAUGAUGGAUCAGCUCAGGACGAAUCAGUUUCGGGAGGUCCCGGACAAGGCUUACCUGUCGCUAGACCAAGUUCACCCAUGCCUUCUGGCUCUGCUAGUCAUCCAUCAGAUCCUUUAAUGCCAGUAGCUGAAAAUUGGUGUCAUACACAAGUAAAAGUAAUAAAGUUUAAUUAUAUGUGGACGAUCAAUAAUUUUUCAUUUUGCCGAGAGGAGAUGGGAGAGGUUCUGAAAUCAUCAACUUUCUCUGCCGGAGCCAACGAUAAGCUUAAGUGGUGCUUGAGAAUCAAUCCAAAGGGUUUGGAUGAGGAAUCAAGAGAUUAUCUUUCUCUUUAUUUAUUACUCGUCCAAUGUAAUAAGAACGAAGUACGAGCCAAGUUCAAGUUUUCUAUCCUUAACGCAAAGCGUGAAGAAACUAAAGCUAUGGAAUCUCAAAGAGCUUAUCGUUUUGUCCAAGGAAAAGAUUGGGGAUUCAAAAAAUUUAUACGACGAGACUUUUUAUUGGAUGAAACUAAUGGCUUACUACCUGAUGAUAGGUUGAGCAUUUUCUGUGAAGUUUCUGUUGUAGCAGAGACGAUAAAUGUCACUGGACAAACCAGUGCAGCACAAUUCAAGGUGCCAUCAUGUCGUUUGAGUGAGGAUUUGGCUAUAUUAUUUGAAAAUCGAACUUUUAGUGACUGUACCCUCGUUGCAGCCAAAUCUCAACCCGAACAAACAUUCCAUGUGCACAAAGCCAUAUUAGCUGCCCGAUCUCCAGUUUUUCAUGCCAUGUUCGAACAUAAAAUGUCAGAGUAUGUGAAAAACGAAGUUACAAUCGAUGAUGUGGAACCAGAGGUUCUGAAAGAAAUGAUUAACUAUAUGUACACUGGAAACUCCCAGAAUGUUGAACAAAUGGCUCAACAUCUCAUCGCCGCGGCUGAUAAAUAUCAAUUGGAUCGUUUGAAGGUCAUGUGUGAACAAUCUCUAUGCUCAGCUUUAACUGCCGACAAUGCUUGCGUCACGUUAGUUCUAGCUGAUCUGUACAAUGCUGAACAACUGAGAAAUCAUGCUAUUAAUUAUAUUAAUGUAAAUGCUACUGAUGUAAUGAAUUCUGAUGGAUGGAAAGAUUUGGUGAAAGAGCAUCCGCCUUUGCUAGCUGAAGUAUUUCGAGCCCUAGCUACGCAACAAACUCCUCCCAUAAUUCUGACUCAACCCCCGAAAAAGAGGAUAAAGCAUUGUACAGGGCCGUAUUAA